UACGACAGUGGGAGCGCUCCAGCCUAGCAGUUCUGCUUGCGACUGGUGUCCGCACGUGUGCCGAUGUUUUUCGCCCGGUGAUCCUGCCUGUUGCUGUGGUGCAGCCACAUUGAAGGCGGAGUGGCAUCGUAAGCCAAAGACCGUGAGCUGAUGGCAUUUGCUACCGAAAAUGAAGGGGACUCUGGAGAAGGUCUCCAGAGGGUACCUGAGGGGGCGCGGCUGGAGCCUGGUAGGGAGGUGGAGGCCGGGGACCCAGCGGGGAUGGAGGCGCCUGGCGGCGGCGAGCAUGCAAGUGGGCGCAGAGGAGUGAAGAUGGAGGACGCGGAGGAAGGGAGUGAGCAGAGGGCCGUGGAGAUGCGCGUGGACUCGACAGUUGUGAAACUAGAAGGGACGGACUGGUCGGAUGUAGACGGCGGCGUGUGGGACGCGCAGUGGGAGAAGCGGGAGGCGGAGGACGGGGCUGAGGUGGAGGAGGAGAAAGCAGGCGUCGUGGAGGUGAGGCCGGAAGCGGGUGGCACAUUGGUAGUGAAAGAAGAAAAGAUGGAUGGACCAGACGAGAAGGAAGAGAAAGUGGAGGUAAAGGAAGAGGUAACGGAAGAGGUAAUGGAUUGGCCAGAAGUGAAGGAAGAGGAAGGUAGCUUGGAGAUGGAGCAGGAGAUGUUUGUUGAUCAGAGUAUGCAACGGGAGGAAAUGAUGGACGGAGUGCGUGUAAAAGAAGAGGGGCUUUUCCUGAAGGAAGAAGUAACGGAAGAUGUAAAGGUGGAAGAAGAGCUUCAGAUAAAUCCCCCCGUGGGCAGUAAGCGAAAACUGGCAAUGUCAAGGUGUGAAACUUGUGGUACAGAAGAAGCAAAGUACAAAUGUCCACGUUGUAUGCGAUAUUCCUGCAGCUUGCCCUGUGUAAAGAAACACAAAGCAGAACUGAUGUGUAAUGGAGUUCGAGAUAAAACCGCUUAUGUUUCAAUACAACAGUUUACUGAAAUGAAUCUCCUAAGUGAUUAUCGAUUUUUGGAAGAUGUGGCAAGAACAGCUGACCAUAUUUCCAGAGAUGCUCUUUUGAGAAAGCCAAUAAGCAAUAAAUAUAUGUACUUUAUGAAAAAUCGUGCCCGAAGGCAAGGUAUUACCCUAAAACUUCUACCCAAUGGAUUCACUAAGAGGAAAGAAAAUUCAACAUUUUUUGAUAAGAGAAAACAACAGUUUUGUUGGCACGUGAAGCUGCAGUUUCCUCAAAGUCAAGCAGAGUACAUAGAAAAGAGAGUACCAGAUGAUAAAACUAUAAAUGAAAUUCUAAAACCUUAUAUUGAUCCUGAAAAGUCUGAUCCUGUAAUUCGUCAAAGAUUGAAAGUCUACAUUCACUCUCAGACCAGCAUCCAGAUUUUAAUGAAGGUUGAGAAUAUGCAACAAAAUAUAGUAAGAUACUAUGAAUUGGAUCCUCAUAAAAGUCUCCUUGAUAAUUUGAGGAACAAAGUGAUCAUUGAAUACCCAACAUUAUAUGUGGUGUUGAAAGACUUCAGUAAGGACAUGAUACUUCUUCACCAAGUGAAGAGUGAAUCUACCAAGAACGUUGGCAGUGGAAAUUGAGCACUUCUGGAAGGUGAAAAUUCCCAGACAGUUGCAGAGGAUUAUGCAUUGCUGGACUAUUGGAUGAUCAGUGGGCAGUGGGAAUAUUAAUUGUCUCUAAAGUAAUUAAAUAAUCUAAACUUUUUUUGGUACAAAAACAUCUUCUAGACUCUUCAGUUAAUUGACCCCAGAAGUCCCCUUUUUGGUAAUGUGUAACACUUUCUGCACUUAGUCCUUAACAUGGUUAAUUCUGUAGGCUGAAGAUGUUUUGUUAGUUUGCAUCAAAACUAAACCAACCUGAAGACGGCCUUCUCUAACAGAGCUUCCCUAAGGAGAGCCGCCACGCCGGGUACCACCUAGCCCAAGAGGAGUAAGCCCCUCAGUUGCCUAUUCCUAUUUUGGGGAUUUAUUUGUAACUUAUCCCAUUGUACUUGAGAAACUCCCAAUGCAAUGUCUUCUGGAAAGGCUAGGUCAGUACUUAGCUACUGUUUCUUAUACUGAGAUCAGAAAAUCAGCAGCUCUACAUUGUUUGAACAAUCAUUGUUAAUCAAUCUGACACUUCUUGCUCACAUAAUGAGAUGUCUUAGAAAUUCUGUGCCUCUUCUCUUUCCCAGUCCACUCUCAAUUCCACACAAGCAGAGAAUUGUGAUGACCAGUUUGUGUCCCUGUAGCAGAUAAUGGGAUACAGAUUUCGUAACUAUAAUGUCGAUCAUGUCCUGUGUACAUUUUAAGUUGGCAUAUACUGUAUAUUGUAUCUGAUUUAAUCCAACAAUAACCAAAGGGAAAAAAAUUGAAACUAGUGUAUUAUUGAAAUGUAUGUGUGUUAUUGAGUGUAUGCAUGGCUUAAUUUAUACCUUAUGGCAGCUCACUAUUUGCUAAUUUUAUUGGAAUUUCUACAGUUGUGAAAUAGCACUAGGACUAUAAAAGAUUAAAAGAUUAUUACAUCUGUAA
Molecule: messenger RNA, 2508 nt
Organism: Octodon degus (degu)
Lineage: Eukaryota; Metazoa; Chordata; Mammalia; Rodentia; Octodontidae
Gene: Znhit6
Product: zinc finger HIT-type containing 6
Exons: 10
Coding region: 151-1578 (475 amino acids)
Biological process (GO): box C/D snoRNP assembly; snoRNA localization; maturation of LSU-rRNA from tricistronic rRNA transcript (SSU-rRNA, 5.8S rRNA, LSU-rRNA)
Cellular component (GO): pre-snoRNP complex; nucleus
Source: RefSeq, a predicted model, not a curated record